Loxodonta africana (African savanna elephant) is the source of this 1519-nucleotide messenger RNA. It is a transcript of the gene BAAT, whose product is annotated as bile acid-CoA:amino acid N-acyltransferase. Gene Ontology annotation, molecular function: fatty acyl-CoA hydrolase activity. Gene Ontology annotation, biological process: fatty acid metabolic process; acyl-CoA metabolic process. Lineage: Eukaryota; Metazoa; Chordata; Mammalia; Proboscidea; Elephantidae. The record is from RefSeq and is a predicted model, not a curated record. Bases 1 to 1257 code for a protein of 418 amino acids. The transcript is spliced from 3 exons. Gene Ontology annotation, cellular component: peroxisome.
AUGAUUCAGCUGACAGCUACUCCUAUAAGUGCACUUGUUGACGAGCCAGUACAUAUCCAAGUUACAGGCCUGUAUCCUUCUCAGAUGGUAGUUUUUGCGGCAUCACUGCAAGAUGAACAGGGAAACAUGUUUCAUUCUCAAGCUUGCUAUAAGGCCAAUGAAGUUGGUGAAGUGGAUCUGGAGUAUGCUUCUGCACUUGGAGGUGACUAUGUUGGAGUCCAUCCUAUGGGUCUCUUCUGGUCCAUGAAACCCAAGAAGUUAUUAACUAGACUGAUGAAAAAAGAUGUGAUGAAUUGUCCCUUCCAGGUCCCCCUGAAACUGUAUGACUUAGAUAUCUCAGUGAUUAAGUUUACUACAGCUACUCCAAAGGCCAGCCUGACUGUGGAGAGGUGGUAUGUGGCACCUGGUGUCACACGGACCCAGGUCCGAGAAGGUCGCAUUCGGGGAGCCCUCCUUCUCCCUCCAGGAGAUGGCCCUUUCCCAGCAGUAAUUGAUUUGUUUGGUGGUACUGGUGGCCUGAUUGAAUACCGGUCCAGUCUCAUGGCCAGUCGUGGCUUUGCCUCCUUGGCCUUGGCUUACUUUGGCUAUGAAGACCUGCCUUCAAACAUAGGAAAACUAGAUUUGGGAUAUUUUGAAGAAGCUGCCAACUUUCUUCUGAAACAUCCUAAGGUCCUUGGCCCAGGCAUUGGUGUUGUUUCCAUAUGCAAAGGAGCAGAGAUUGGACUCUCCAUGGCUAUUCACCUCAAACAAAUCACAGCCACCGUACUUAUUAAUGGGCCCAAAUUUCUUUUCCAAGAUUCGCAGGAAUAUCGUGGUCAUAUCAGUCAGCCCUUGCCCUACGCUUUACAUUUACUAUCCAAAAAUGCCUUAGGUUUAAUAGAGUUCCGUCAUUUUUUAGGGGACCCUCGAGAUGAGGCCAGUAGGCCUUUUCUCCCCAUUGAAAAGGCCCAGGGACAUUUUCUCUUCAUUGUGGGAGAGGAAGAUAAGAGUUUAAACAGCAAAGUAUUUGCUGAGCAUGCCAUAGGACAGCUGAAGAAAAAUGGGAAGAAAAACUGGACCCUGCUGUCUUACCCUGGGGCAGGCCACCUGAUAGAGCCUCCUUAUGCCCCACUGUGCUGUGGCUCAUGGAACACCAACAUUCCAGUACACUGGGGAGGAGAGGUGAUCCCUCAUGCAGCUGCGCAGGGACAUUCUUGGAAGGAGAUCCAGAAGUUUCUCAGGAAGCACCUCAUUCCAGUGUUGACUAGUCAACUCUGAGGAAAGUAGAUAGUCCUGGGAAAUAUUCAAGGAAAUCUCUUUACUAGCACCUUCUCGUGAUUUUUAUAAAGGAAUGUUUUUGAUCCCUUAUUGUAAGAAGGAAGUUACAGCAAGAGAAGUCAGAACGACUGAAAUAGUAAUGUCUUAACUUUAGAAAGAGAAAAUUGGUUUCUGCUUAACUCAAUAUUUUAUACGAAGGGUCCUAUAUUUGUAGAAACAAAUUUAGAGAUUUACCUUCCUCCAAAUAUUCCGGUUCACAAUU